AUGGUCCUUUCACUUCUUAUUCCACUAAGUCGGGCAGUUGGACUGUGCAAUCUUCGUUUUGUACCAGAAAGUGGACGCUUCAAGCGAGACAAUGGACCCAUGUUAAUUUACUGGAUUGCAUUGCACUUCAUAUACUUGCUGGUAAUACCAUAUGUCUUUGUCGUAAGGGUCAGCAGUUCCUUCCACUGUCAGAAAAUUGAUAUUUUGGCGGUGGCCUACACGGUCAUCUCAGUGGUGAAGGUGUUCUCCUUACUCUUGCUCAUCAUCAGCAUUUGGGUGUGCCGUGAACGAUGGCUACGCAUGGGAAACAGGUUUAUUGCACUCCAGCAACUAUAUCGCAGUGAUUUGCGCACGAUAAGAAUUGGUCAGCGAUUGCAGCACAUGUGGAAAUUGCUGAUGUGUCUCUCAAAAGUUAUAUUAACAAUGUAUUCGAUGUAUGGACCUAACAGCAUGCUGGUGUGCAAUAUUUUCGAGGAAAAGGAGUCUCCAGUAUCCUUGAUAUACAUUGGCUCAACCAUUGUGGCGUUGCCUUUGGAAAUGAUUGUUUGCUGUAUUGACUAUUGGAUCUAUCAUUUAACGCGUGUCAGCAAUUGGUUACUCGAUUGCUUGAACCUGGAGGUACAGGAAUUAAAAAAAGAUAUUGGGUGGUUGCCCCGACGGCGAGGUUUUCAGCGAAAUGUCUAUCAGCAACAGCUCUUUGGUGGCUGGCGUCAUCUCUGGCGACACUGUGUACGUCUGGAUAAAGUGCACCGCGAGAUGAUAAUGAUAUUUCAAUGGCAAAUGCUUCUCAAUAUUCUCACCAAUUACUUGACGGAUAUCACAUCCCUUUUCAACUUGAUCAUCUACUUGAAUGAACCCCAAACUGCUCAUCAUAUUGUCUACUUUAUUGGAUAUUGGAUUACCUGUUGA
Molecule: messenger RNA, 909 nt
Organism: Drosophila nasuta
Lineage: Eukaryota; Metazoa; Arthropoda; Insecta; Diptera; Drosophilidae
Product: putative gustatory receptor 58c
Exons: 2
Coding region: 1-909 (302 amino acids)
Biological process (GO): sensory perception of taste
Cellular component (GO): membrane
Source: RefSeq, a predicted model, not a curated record